Frankliniella occidentalis (western flower thrips) is the source of this 652-nucleotide messenger RNA. RefSeq names its product E3 ubiquitin-protein ligase lubel-like. NCBI's taxonomy places the organism in Eukaryota, Metazoa, Arthropoda, Insecta, Thysanoptera, Thripidae. The record is from RefSeq and is a predicted model, not a curated record.
GCGGGCGACGUGGUGACGGCAAGCACUGCGACCUGUGCGGCAGCUCCCUGCCCGCCGUGCGCUGCGACCAGUGCGCGUCGCAGAUCUUCUGCUACUCCUGCGACGACAUGUACCACCGUCAUCCCAAGCGGACAACCCACGUUCGGAAGCCCCUGCAGCAGGCGGUGCGGCCCCCGCUGCCGCCCAAGGGGGAGGCUCCGCCCGCCCCCGUGCCGCCCCCGCGCAGGAAGGGGAGGACAUCGCGCAUGGGGACGCCCAGCCCACUGGACGGACAGGUAAACCACCGACACAGCUGCGCCCUGUCCUAGGGACACCCCAGGGACGUCGUCCCUCCGUAGAGUCGCACCGCACCCCUGCAUCCGCAUAUCUGCCGCCGCGCUUUCCUUCAUUUUCAUUUAUUAUUUUUUAAAUAGGUCCGCAAACAACAAUUCGAUUGACUUAUUAAUUUUUUUGUCUCACCAUUUUUCUGAGAUUUUUUCUUGUUUGUGGUAGCACGGAUAGGGUAAAUGUUUUUGCAGGAUCUGCCAGAGUUAUUAGCAUUAUUUUUUUACUUGUAUUUUUUCUACUGUACUCGUUUGUUCGUCUUGGCAAGCUUGAUUCAAUUUAAAUAUGGAAUGUAUAAGAAUCAAGUUGUCAAUUGAGGUGAACAGAA